Oryza sativa Japonica Group (Japanese rice) is the source of this 4210-nucleotide messenger RNA. RefSeq lists its product as uncharacterized. Gene Ontology annotation, cellular component: cytoplasm. Gene Ontology annotation, biological process: protein phosphorylation; signal transduction. Lineage: Eukaryota; Viridiplantae; Streptophyta; Magnoliopsida; Poales; Poaceae. The record is from RefSeq and is a predicted model, not a curated record. Gene Ontology annotation, molecular function: protein binding; ATP binding; protein kinase activity.
GGGGAAUUGAUUUUUGUUUGUUUGUUUGUUUCUUCUGUUCGUUCUUAUCCUUUUUUAUCGCCCUAUUUCUGCGGGAGAAAAAAGGGGAGCCUUUUCUUUUCUGCGGGCUGAACGGCGCCAGAUAUUCAUCGGGGGUGGAAUCGGUUGCGAUCUUUUGUUCCCCUUGUGCUCGAGGGGAAUUUAGCCGGAGCUGGGGUUCCUUUCAUUUGCCACGGUGUUGCAAUCAUCGAAAUGUUUUCUUGACUGUGCUUGCAUUCAGCUUGUCUCAAGAUUUUUUGUUUUGGGGAUUUAUAUCAGGAAGAGACUAAUCGGCGCAAAAAAAAAAAGUGAAUACCAACUGUUUGAUUUGAAUCGUGUGAUGUACUUCACCCAAAUCACCCCAACUUGGUAGCAUUUCUCCCAGUCUCCGCACGCAUGGCGCCCGCUGCUGCCCCUGCCAGCGUCUCUGCAGGCAGCGCCGAGGCUGAUGGAGCCCCUCGCAUGGCCAAGUUCCUCUGCAGCUUUGGAGGAAGCAUCCUGCCCCGCCCACUUGAUGGGCGUCUGCGUUACGUCGGCGGCGAGACCAGGAUUGUUAUGCUGCCGCGUGAUGUAUCCUACACUGACCUAGCAGCGCGGAUGCGUGAGCUCUAUGAGGAUGCUGAUAUCAUCAAGUACCAGCAACCUGAUGAGGAUCUAGAUGCCCUGGUCUCGGUUGUUAACGAUGACGAUGUGGUGAACAUGAUGGAGGAGUACGACAAGCUCAUUGCUGCAGGAGAGGGGUUUACUCGGUUGAGGAUUUUCUUGUUCUCACAGCACUUAGACGAUGAGGCCGCAGCAGCGGCUGUCCAUUACAAUGGAGAUGAGAGAGAGACAGAGAGGAGGUAUGUUGAUGCACUUAAUAGCCUCGGCGAUGUUAGAACACCUUCCUCUCCUGUAUCCGUGGAGCAGCUCUUUGGUAUUGGAGGCAACGAGUCUGGAAUUCCUGAUAUUGCUGGUCUGCGGCAUUUGAAUGUUCCUCGCCCUUCACAUAGCCAAAGGUAUGGGGAGAUGGAUUCUCCUUGGAGCCCUGCAUAUAUCUCUCCAGGGCACUAUGGAGUGCAUGAUCCUCGAGAUUUUCCCAUUUCACCAAGGUUUCAAGUUGGAGCAGAAGAUUUUGAUGAGAGGAUUCCUGAUGACUUUGUAAGGCAUUCGCCAAAAUAUCGGCAUUAUGAGGUUCAUUCACCACAGCAUGUGGAUAAUUUGGUCUGGCUUCCUCCAGGCGCUGUAAUUCAGCAAAACGCAGGCUUCCCAGGUAACUUGGGUCGCCCUGGCAAUUUCUUGGAUGGAAGCAGUAUGUAUGAUCACUGCCGUUCACCAUUCCAUAAGGGUCAAGGUGAUCCUCGAUAUGUGGAUCCUCGUUGGAGGCCUAUUCAACAUUUUGACCAAACGAGCAUGACAAAUGAGUAUUCUGGUCACCCUACUAAUUCAUGUCCAGAUUGCAACCGCCCUGGUGAGCGUUUUGUAUUAAACCAAGAUGUUAGACUGGAAAAUGGUGUUUAUGUCAAAGAGCAGACUGGUGGUCACCCUCCUCCCAUGUUUUAUAACGAAUCGCAUUCUCAUGAUAGAGCUUGGCAUGCACAUGCAAACCAAAGCCAUCAGCGAUAUGAAGAUCCAAGGUUGCAUAUGCCUGGUAGUGCUAGAGCGAUGGAACCAUACAUUGUUGACAACAGCUCAGUUACAUCUCUCAGUCGAUCUAGCCAUGAAAGUCCGCACUAUUUUCAUGGCAGUAGUGAGCAUGUCAGUGAUACAUAUCAUAACCAACAAGUUGGAGUCGGUGGGCCAUAUGUCCAGACACCAGGAUUUGAAGAAUCUACAGGUCAGCAUUAUAGCCACUCUUCAACAUAUGGUGCAGACCCCUUUUACCAAAUGCAGCAGAAUCUGCCACCACUUCAAUCUUUGAGGAGAAGAGCAAAUAGUCCUGUCCAUACAGGUUCACCCUAUGAAUCACCACACCUGCCAAUUCCAAAUGGCAACUUUGUCAGAAAUACAGGUGAUGUUAGUCCACGGAUUCCAGGUAUGCCUGCAUAUGAUAGAAUCCCAAACCCAUGGCCCUCACCCAAUGGAAGCAUACCAUAUCGAGUUGUUGGACAUGAUAUCCCUGCUGUUGUAGAAAACCGGUCAAAUCCAAACAGUGGCCAGUAUGUUCAGCCUUUAUUUGCCCCUGAAUCAGUCCAAAAUCAACCAGGAGCUCCACUGAUGGAGAUUCAUCCUGAAAGAGCAUGCGGUGGAUCUGUUCUAUCAUCACAAGUUGAUGGCAGAGUAGCUGCAUUACCCCUCACUGAUCAGUUGUCCAGGAUGGAUAUCAAUCCAUUGAAGAAACUUGAAGGUCCAGAGCAUGAGAAGUUUACCCGAAAUGCGAAUGAAACAACUUCUUUGCAUGCUAUGAAUGAUCCAAGUGCCUUGACCCACCAUAUCGGAGUUGUACCUGAAGUUGAUCCCAAACAGAGGAAGCCUGUCGAAUAUGAAACUGUCACAAGUAAAGUGCAUGAAGGAGGGGCUACAGCACUGCAGGAAUGUGGGGAUAUUUCAGAGGAUAGAUUGAAUUUCCUUCCAGAGCUGGCUGCAUCUGUUAAGAAGGCUGCAUUAGAAGAUUCUGAAGAGAAAGAAAAGGCUCAACAAGAUGCUGGUCCCACUCUUUUGCCGACUUGUGAUGAGGAAGGCAAUGGAAAGAAGUUGGAGGAGACACCUGCUGGUAAUACUGGUACAGAUCAGGAUUCUGAUGUGCAUGGAAGUGGUGAGCAGCAGAAAAGUUCUGGAAUUGAGGCUACAACCGCUGAAGCAGAAGCUUUAUCAAAAGGACUACAGACUAUAAAAAAUGAUGACUUGGAGGAAAUUAGGGAGCUAGGUUCAGGUACUUAUGGUGCAGUUUACCAUGGUAAAUGGAGAGGAUGUGAUGUUGCUAUUAAAAGGAUAAAGGCUAGCUGUUUUGCUGGCAGACCAUCUGAGAGAGAGCGUUUGAUUGCUGAUUUCUGGAAAGAAGCUCAGAUUCUAAGUUCACUUCAUCAUCCAAAUGUGGUUUCAUUUUAUGGUGUAGUUCGUGACGGUCCUGAUGGAAGCUUAGCAACUGUUACUGAGUUUAUGAUCAAUGGAUCUCUCAAACAGUUUUUGAGAAAAAAAGACAGGACAAUUGAUCGCCGUAAAAGAGUUAUAUUAGCCAUGGAUGCUGCAUUUGGCAUGGAAUAUUUGCAUGGGAAGAAUAUAGUUCAUUUUGAUCUAAAGUGUGAGAACCUACUGGUCAACAUGAGGGAUCCACAACGACCAAUCUGCAAAAUUGGUGAUCUUGGACUAUCAAAGGUGAAGCAGCACACUUUGGUGUCUGGCGGUGUUAGAGGAACCUUACCAUGGAUGGCACCAGAGCUUCUGAGUGGGAAAAGCAAUAUGGUGUCAGAGAAGAUUGAUGUAUACUCGUUUGGUAUUGUGAUGUGGGAGCUGCUUACUGGCGAAGAACCAUAUUCUGAUAUGCGUGCUGCUGCUAUUAUUGGGGGCAUCGUGAACAAUUCCCUACGUCCUCAGAUCCCCUCAUGGUGUGAUCCUGAAUGGAAAUCACUGAUGGAAAACUGUUGGGCCAGUGAACCAGCAGAUAGACCAUCCUUCACAGAAAUAUCUCAAAGGUUGAGGAAGAUGGCUGCAGCAAUGAAUGUGAAGUAAAGGUUCACAAGCCAUGCAAAGUUUCCUACGUCCAGUUCCCUUGAUACAGGAGGAAGGCAAACUCAGAACAAGAUUCUAUGGAGUAACUAUGAUAUGGAUGUCUUUGCAGCAUUCCAGUUUAUCCUAGUUCAAUUGUUAAUCUAAUGAGUUACACGGAGGAAAAAAAUUUCAUCACGGAAGUUCCAGAGCAAGUUUAAUGGAUUUUCGAUCCUGGAAUCAUCAGCUGUCGUUUGCCUUCCUCGGGGAACAGUAUGCUAUAUACCUUAUCCUCUGGACGGGAACUAUAGAAAUAGAAAUGUAAUGUAAAUAAGCUUCGGCUUGCUUCUUCCGGCUGGCACAUGUUAGAUGUGCACAGUAGUAGACACUGUUCAAAGUUGGACACAGUUAUCUUUUUGCACAAAAUUGUGUCCUAAGGAAAGAGGGGACAACUCGAACAGAGAUAUCCUUAUUCAGAUUGUAAAUAGCUCACGAAUAAGAUUUCUAUGUCACUUGCAACAUGGUUCUUCCCUGUAUAGAUCAUCAGUGGCACUAUUCCUCCUGGGUC